AUGGCUUUUCAAGUAAGAUACGUUUACCUUGUGGUUGUUUUAGAUGUUAUUGGCGUGGUUGAUGAAGUGGUAUUCCGAUAUGUGUCAUCCAAAAAUACGAGGGUUGUUUUGAAUUUAAAGGAUUUAAGUGGACAGGUGCUAUCCUAUACACUCUGGGAAAAUUACUGCCUACAGUUUUUGUCUUAUUUGAAUGAUAUUGAAGAUGAAAGACUGAUCGUUAUUCUCUUGACUCAUGCUAGGAUUAAGGAAGCACAGGGAUCAUAUCCGGCAUCGGUCAGUAAUUCUUUCAAGGCGUCUAAACUCAUGAUCAAUGACCUCAUGCUGGAAAUCCAAGAAUUUAGAGAGAGUCUUUUAGAUUUAGGGAUCGAGGUUAGAUCAAUUUUGACGCCUAUUGGACAAGGGAGUUCACAGGUUUCAAGGUCAUCUCAAUUAUCAUCAAAAGAUGCGUUUCUGUCAAAUACUGAAGAGUUUGUUUGUGUUACUGUCGCCAAGAUUACAACCAUAGUGAUGGACAACUAUUCAUGGUGCUAUUUGGCUUGUGGUCAAUGUUAUAAAAAAACUGGCAUGCAAACUGUGUCGUUCACAUGUCUGUGUGGCAAAGAGAAUGAUCAACCUGAACUGAGGUAUCGGGUUGAGGUGAUUGUUAAUCACAAGGGUGAACAAACCAAAUUUUUGAUCUGGGAUUGUGAAUGUGCACAGUUAAUUGGUCAGUCCACGGAUGAAGUCAACAGGUUCAAAAUAGAAGAUGGGGACGUUGAUUUAAAUGCCUCUCCUCAAGCACUAGAUAGGCUAUUGGGUUGUUUCCUUGCAUUCAGAGUGAAGGUGCAACCAACGUUCAGGAAUUCUGUUGUUCUUAAAUAUUCAAAUGAAUCAGACUUGAUCAAUGUUGUGCUAGAUAUGAUUCCCGAUAGUGAGCCAUGUUGCAAGAUUGAGAAUUCAAUACUUGAGUCGACCGAUCCUACAGUGCUUGAAUCUCAAUCUUUGUCUAUUACCGCUGAUCAUGAUGGGCCAAUGGUUGGCUCAAGUGAGCCUAUAGAGUUUGAAUCUCAAUCUGUGUCUAUUACCGGGGAUCAUGACCCUCUUCUCAAGAUUCCAUUGACACCAAUUAAGCGCGUAUCUUCUGAUGAGUUGGAUAAUGAGGGAAAAAACUUUCAGAUUUCACCUGCUGAAGUUUCCUCGAACAAAUUAGCCAGGCAUUCUUAG
Molecule: messenger RNA, 1203 nt
Organism: Glycine soja
Lineage: Eukaryota; Viridiplantae; Streptophyta; Magnoliopsida; Fabales; Fabaceae
Product: replication protein A 70 kDa DNA-binding subunit A-like
Exons: 10
Coding region: 1-1203 (400 amino acids)
Source: RefSeq, a predicted model, not a curated record